UUGUCCAAAGCAGCGAUUGGUGUCCGCUCGGCUGGACGUGUUUAGCUGACGUCCUGCUCAUGGCGCCCACGGGGGGCUUUGCGCUGCUCUUUUUAUAUUUGGAGACUCCAAAAGAAUCCCGCUUCCCUUUCAUGUGCCGCCUCGGUCCAAUCAGACAGAAGGAGAGGCGGCCUGCGCGAGGCGUCAAUCACGCUCGCUGAGUGGCUGCAGCGCCUCGCGUCUGGUCCGCUGGAGCCGCAGAUCGCUCGAUCCUCCGCCGCCGCUGGAUGUGUACGGAGCCCGCGCGCUGUUCUCCACGGACGCUCGCAAAUAUCGCACCCUUUCUGGAUUGUUUUUCAUUUCUGAUGUUUCUCACUUGCUCUCCGAUGCAGAGAAAUGGGUAAACUUCAUUCCAAGCAUGCUGCUAUUUGUAAAGCGAGGGAGAGUCCUGAAGGCGAUAGUUUUGUAGUUAACGCGUGUUUGGCGAGGAAAGGACUGGAUGACUGGAUGGUUAAGCAGAAGUAUUACUGCUCGAGCUCUCGUGUAGACCAGCAGGACUGCCAGCAGAAAAAUACCUGCGGACUGUCUCCAAGGGACCCACUGGAUGAAGGUUAUGCUGAAGGUGUCAGUGACGAACAUUAUCGUUUGGAAGUGGCCCUUCCCCCUGAGAAGACCAACAGCUGUAGCGCAGAGGAGAGAAUGCAGGACACCGAAGGCUCUGCCACUGUUGGUCCACACAAACAAUUACAGUUUGAGGAGUUGGAGUGUGCCGUAUCAGUUGAAGAAGAUAACAGGCAGGAGUGGACUUUCACCCUCUACGACUUCGAUAACAAUGGCAAGGUCACACGAGAGGACAUCACCAGUCUACUGCACACCAUAUAUGAGGUGGUGGACGCGUCAGUGAAUCACUCCCCCAGCAGCAGUAAGACCCUCAGGGUGAAGCUCUCUGUUGCUCCGGACUCCAGCCAGAGGUGGAGGAACUGCACCCAGACCAAUGCAGACACUCCCCAUCCCAAGCAUAAGGGAGAAAAGUGCAUUGAGGACUCCAAGAUUUCAGAGAAAAAGUCAAGAGCCUUUCUUAGGCGUUACCAUGCUGAUCACCACAACCAGCAAGGUUGCCAGCGGCACUGUGUGGAUGAGAACUUGGAGAGAAGAAACCAUUACCUUGACCUGGCUGGCAUCGAAAACUACACAUCCCGUUUUGGAACAGCAGUUCCUGCCACAGAACCAGCAAAACCCAACCAUACCAAUCGUUCAUCCAAUCAGACCCGCUCACGUUCUCAGGAACCCGAGAAUGGCCACGCAUACUCCGCUCACCAUCGGCGCUCACAGACCAUCUCCACAGAUCCUCCUGCCAUCCUCUCCCGGCACACACACGCACUCCGUUCCCCCAAAACGCACCGCACGCCGCCCACACAGGCCUCUGCCGGUCGGGUGAUAAGAAGAGGAGUGCCCCCUCCCCCGGCGGCCUCCAACCAGACCCCUCCGCACCAAAGCUCGGGUCCGUACCGACGACACAAGCAGAGGCCUAAAGAUGGCCUGCACUAUCGAGCUCUUGGGCCAACAGUGACGUCCGGCCCAGUCGUGGAGAAAGAGCAUGUGAGGGAUCUGCCCAGUCUGGUGCUAUAUGAAGGAGGACUAGCUCAGGUGGUCCAGCGACAUGAGCAUCAUCAUCACCAUGAACAUCAUCAUCACUACCAUCACUUUUAUCAGUCCUGAAGAGUAAAACACAGAUGGGCUACAUAAAGGAUCUAAAUAAGAAGAACAACAAGGAACCUAACAAUUGAAUGAUCUUAAAUAUUCUUGCAUGGCCACACUGAGGCUGAGAAAGACACAAAGCAUCGUGUUCAUGCCAAAGUGGCAGACAAUGUGUACGCAUUUGUAUAUAUAUAUAUAUAUAAGUGUGUGUGAGGUUGUGUGGGUCGGUUUGAAUGUGUGCUGAUGUAUCCAGUCCUGUCUUUGGCAGCAGGAGAGGUUUACUUACUACGUAAGGGCUCUAUCUUUCCCUUUUCUCUCCUUUUUUUCCCCCUCUGUCACUCUGUCUGCCACCUUUGUUUUCUUUCUCUCCCUUUCUUAAAUCUAAUCUGAUAGGUCUAUUUGGUUGAAAAGGUGGUCAGCCCUGUUAAAUGAAGAAUCUUGAGUUGUCAAACCACUUUUGAAGGAAUACAAUUCCUUGGUUUUGUAACUUACAUUUUGUGUGUGCGCGCACAAACUGCGCAUCUAUGUGUGCCUAAGGUGUCUUUUUUUACACUUAUGCUUUUUUGUUUUUUUUUUUUCCACUGAAGACCACUUGAAAAGCACUUCUUGUGCCAUUGCAUUCGAGACACUUUAUCUAUGAAGAGCUUCUCUCUCCAAAACAACAGAUCUGAAUCGACACCUUUAAAAAUGCAAUACAGGACACAUGUACAUAAAAGAGCCAGUAAAGACGCUCAAACCGUCAAAAAGGACUUUGUUGAAGGACAGUAUGAGAACUACACUCUACCAAUCUACAUGAAGAAAACAGAGCAUCAUAAUCAGCUGCUACCUCUAGUAUUAUUAUGAUUAUCGGUAUUAUUGACAUAAUUUGUUAUUCAGAUUUUAUUUUUUAUUUGUCUGUCUGUUGUAAUAUGCCACCAAUCUGCAGUCAUGUCAAGAUGUAUCGGAUUUACAAAUCCAUUGUAAGCUUUAUUACCGAAACAUUUCUAUUCAUAUGUUUUUUGUUUCGUUUUUGGUGUUUUCCUGUCCCUGUAACUUUAAGCUAAUUGCAUUCUAAGACCACUAGGCUUCAGAGUUUAUAGUGUAAUUAUGUGUAUCGGACAGUAUGAAAUCUUAAAAUAAUCGUCUGAUGAUUGUAGAAUAAUGUUUUGAAGCUUGCAAAAAAAAAAAAAAAAAAAAAGUAAUUUAUUUGAAAAACAUAUUCCUGUCAGGUUUAUGGAAAGUCAAAAUGGGUCUAAUCAAAUGAUCGGAAUAUAGUUUAUAUUGUAUGACACAAUAUUAUAGCUGAGAUUAUUGUAUCUUUUGCUUGUUUACUUGUGGUUUCAACUUUUUCCUUCUUAUCAGUUCAGUCAUAAGACAAUUCAAGUUGUAAAGAGGAAAAGAAUCUGAGCUGCCAAGGAAAAAUAGUAUUUUUAUUUCUCAGGUUCAUUUCACGUUCAAGUCAUUGAUUUGACAAGACAAUGUUAUUGGUUUUGAAGGGAGCUGUGAACCACUGGAAUGAAGUUUUUUUGUUUUGUUUUGGUACAGAAUCACCAUUUUGAGUUUUUAAUUUCUUUCAGAAUCCAAGAAUAUGUCCUCAGACUGAAUUAGGAUCUUUUAGACAGUAUGUUAGUGCCUUUAGCUCGGUAUUGGCAGAAGCGAGGUAGGUAGUGAGAAAACAAGUCUGGUUUAAUAGGAGUUCAUCUGUUCCCAUGCAGCAGUUUAAAUAGUAUAUUAUGAAUCUAUUUUAGGUUCGAUUUAUCCCAAGUCACCUAGAGGGAGUGAGUGAGUGUGUACGGCAGCUGCCUCAUUCCUCAGGGGCAGGAUGACAGUAUUGCCGCCUAGAAGUCUCCAGUCCUCCCAUAACUCACCAAUACCCCACUGACAGAGAGUUAAUGAGUGCGUGUGUGUCUGAAACCAGCACUAAAGAAGAUUAUGAAACACAACAGCCUUCGUUCGAACUCAGCAAAGCAGGUGUGCGUUGAAGCUCGCAGCAGGUGUUUUAAUACUCCACCUUUGUGCGAUAUAAUCAUUCUUAUCUCUCUUUUUUGAUGAUUUCAUACACCGAAAAAAAGUAUUUAAAGCUACAAAAAUGUGCACUUGUACUUGCAAUUUUGGGCCCCGAUAUGGAGAGCAGUUAAAAUUGAGAAUUUUGUCCGUGAUGAGUUGAGUAGAUCAUGUUAUGUUGAGAGUGAGAUGGGAGCUGACUGUUCUGCUCAGGAGGAUGGGGGAAAUGUGAGAGCGGCACACUGUAAGAAACUCUGGAAAACCCACCUGCGGCUUUAGGGUGGUCUCCUCACAGCUAGUAAGUUAGCGACAUUGAACCUUUUUCUUAGUUUUGCUGUUGAAGGGUUGCCAUUUUAAAUGAUUCUGGCUUUUUCGUAAACAUGUAUUGCUGCUAAAACAAAAAACAAAAGAAACAAUCUAUAGCAUCAUAAGAAAUUUAAACCUGCCUCAUGUGCAAAACAUCUGAAUGAACAGCUAUUUCAUUACUGUCCCACAGUGUUCUUCUUUAUCUUUUAACGAAUCAUCUCACCGAAAUUGUUUAGAUAUUCGAUAGGUUCACUUGCCUGAUGGUUGUAAAUACAUCACGAGCGGAGAACUGUGGUGACAUGAGUACGUUAGACGGACACUAUUUAUCUGGAUGAAUGGCUGUUUUGUAUAGUGCCAUUUGUACUUACAACAUUUCUUGAUUUCUAUUGUGCUUUUGUUUAGCGUGAUUGAGCGAGUGUGUAGGACAACACUCAGGCUCACAGCAAAUGAUUCAUGGAGGUGCUUGUAUAUAAAUAACACGAUGUGGUAGCAUUUCAUGCCACACCCCAACCCUAGUCCAGAUCAUUUGUGACUUUUCCUAAUAAUUUUUCAUGCAUUUUUUUUUUUUGGUUUAGUUUAUAUAGAUGGAUGGAAAUAAUUGCUUUAUUUAUUUAAUAGCAAACCUGUGCCAAGAGAAAACCUUUCAUUAAAAGCUGAACUGUUGCUUACUGA
Puntigrus tetrazona (Sumatra barb) is the source of this 4638-nucleotide messenger RNA. RefSeq names its product NKD inhibitor of WNT signaling pathway 1 (gene nkd1). Lineage: Eukaryota; Metazoa; Chordata; Actinopteri; Cypriniformes; Cyprinidae. The transcript has 10 exons. The record is from RefSeq and is a predicted model, not a curated record. The coding region runs from base 376 to 1698 and encodes 440 amino acids. Gene Ontology annotation, biological process: negative regulation of Wnt signaling pathway. Gene Ontology annotation, cellular component: cytoplasm. Gene Ontology annotation, molecular function: calcium ion binding.